Messenger RNA from Microdochium trichocladiopsis, 735 nucleotides. Its product is annotated as YjeF N-terminal domain-containing protein. Gene Ontology annotation, molecular function: NAD(P)HX epimerase activity. NCBI's taxonomy places the organism in Eukaryota, Fungi, Ascomycota, Sordariomycetes, Xylariales, Microdochiaceae. The record is from RefSeq and is a predicted model, not a curated record. Gene Ontology annotation, cellular component: mitochondrion. The coding region runs from base 1 to 735 and encodes 244 amino acids. The transcript is spliced from 5 exons.
AUGUGCAGUUAUCUAAUCAAAUACGGUGCCUGCCAGACUCUCUCCGCCAAGGCCGCGGCUGCUCUAGACAAAGAGCUCAUGAGCACAGGGGCCUUCUCCAUCGACCAGUUGAUGGAGCUUGCUGGGCUCUCUGUGUCGCAAGCAGUCUUCCGCGUUCAUCCUCCAUCGCUGGGCCGGCGGAUCUUGAUCGCAUGUGGUCCCGGCAAUAAUGGCGGCGACGGCCUCGUGGCUGCCCGCCACCUAUACCACUACGGCUACGCGCCGACAAUCUACUACCCGAAGCAAAGUAGUAACGAAUUAUACCAGAGACUCUCGAAACAGCUUCGUGAUCUCGAUAUCCCGUUUGUGGAUGACUUUAUUGAGGCUGAAAAGUCCUCUGAUCACAUUGUCGACGCCAUUUUUGGCUUCAGCUUCUCCGGGGAGGUUCGCGAACCAUUCCCAGCCGUGAUCCGAGCAUUGGAGGAGACUACGCGGCCCGUGACAUCGGUCGACGCCCCAUCGUCCUGGAACAUUGAAUCUGGCCCGCCCGAAUCCGGACCCGGGAGCAAGUUUAUGCCUGCCGUGCUCAUCAGCCUUACUGCGCCAAAACCACUAGUGAAGCACUUUCAAGGCCGACAUUUCGUGGGUGGCAGAUUCGUGUCCCCGACCAUUGCGAAGAAGUAUGACUUUGAUGUUCCGGAUUACCAAGGUCUCGAUCAGGUGGCCGAGAUUCCCUCGGGAAACCAAAAGCUCUGA